Molecule: messenger RNA, 2682 nt
Organism: Coffea arabica (coffee)
Lineage: Eukaryota; Viridiplantae; Streptophyta; Magnoliopsida; Gentianales; Rubiaceae
Source: RefSeq, a predicted model, not a curated record
AUGGAUUUUCUCCUUGAAAAUCUGAAGGAACUAGAAAAUUGUAGUGAGACUGAUGAUUCAAUUGCAUUCCCGAAAGAUCAAAUCCACACAGUCCUAGAAGAUCUCAUAUUCUUAAGAUCUUUCCUUGUCAAGAUAGCAGACCAGCGCAACCGGAAUGGAAAACUCCAAGCUCUUUGGAGUCGUGUUAUGGAGGUUGCGCACAGGGCAGAGUUUGUCAUUGACUCUAUCGUGGUUGGUGAUAAACAUGAAUAUUUGGAAAGAGUUGCUAGAGAUAUCCAGCUUUUGAGGACUGAGGCCCUUGAAACCUAUGAUAGCACGAUGCAUGACUGUGGAGCUCAGAGAACUACCCAGAAAUCUUUCCGCAUUGAAUCAAAAUGUCGCACCCCAAUGUUGAAUGAAGUUCUGGUGGGUCUUGAUGAUGAGGUAAAGGCAAUUAUUCAUAGUCUUAUCAGGGGUUCAAAGCUGUUGGAUUUUGUUUCAAUUGUGGGUAUGGCUGGACUUGGCAAGACGACAUUGGCCAAUAGAGUUUACAAUGAUCCAUUAAUUUUGAGUCACUUUUAUAUUCGUGCUUGGUGUACUGUUUCUCAAGUGUAUAGCAUGCACAGUUUGUUAGUUCAGCUUUUAUGCAGUAUUUCUUCUAGAAGUCCUGAUGAAUAUCUUGAGAUGGAUGAAAGUGAUUUGGCUCCCAAACUGUUCAAGCUUUUAAAGAGAAAUAGGUAUCUCAUUUUUUUGGAUGAUGUGUGGGAGAUCAAGGCAUGGAAUUUGCUGGAGAGAGCAUUACCCGAUGAUGCCAAUGGAAGUAGGAUUCUCUUCACCAGCAGAAUUCGAUUGCAAUUCAAACCAGAUAGCAUGGCUCACCAUCUCCGCCACCUUACUGACGAAGAGAGUUGUAAAUUGCUGCAGAAAAAGGUAUUUGGAAAAGAAGGUUUUCCUCCGACACUAGGUAAAGUUGGAUUUCAAAUAGCAAAAUUAUGUAGGGGCUUACCUCUCACAGUUGUCCUCGCUGCUGGAAUUCUUGCUAAUACUGCAGAAGACUGCUGGGAAGAAGUUGCAAAGAGUCUAACUUCCAGUAUUGUCCUUGAUGAUGAAUACUGCAUGAUGACGCUUGAGCUGAGUUACAGUCAUUUAUCGGAUGAUUUGAAGCCAUGUCUUCUUUACUUUGGUGCAUAUAAAGAAGAUGAAAAUGUUCCUGUCCGAAGGUUGUUAUGGCUCUGGAUCUCUGAAGGCUUCGUGCGAAAGACUGAAGAAAAGAGUUUAGAGGAUGCGGCAAAUGACUAUUUGAGGGAUCUGGUUGAUAGAAGUUUAGUCAUGGUUUCUGAACAAAGAACCAUGGGUGGUGCCAAAGCCUGCCGACUUCAUGAUUUGGUACAUGAGUUUUGUGUGAAAAUAGCCAAAGAAGAAAACUUUCUACAUGUUAUUCUUACUGGCACAAGCAACCCCCUCCGAAUUUGCUAUCGAAAUGCCAGGAAUUUGAUGAUUCGGGAGUCAAUGCUAGAAUUACCCAUUGCACGCAGGUUGUUAUCGUUUAAGGAGGAUGAUUUGGGGUUUUGGUUACCUGAACUUCUUAGAGUGUUGGAUUUGGGGGAAUUGGUGUUUCAUGGAUAUUUUCCUAUGGGAGUAUUUUUGCUUGCUCACUUGAGAUACUUGGCCCUUCGUACUCUCGGAGUAACUUUCAUCCCAGCUGCAAUAGCUAACCUCUCAAGGUUACAAACUUUUCUGCUACGAGGAAACGGCGAAGAUUGUUUGUUACCCAAGACUAUCUGGAACAUUAAGACAUUGAGGCAUCUAUGGAUUGCAGAUUCCUAUGCUGGUUUUAUUUUUCCUGUUGAAAAUCUUGAAGUAUACCCAGGUUUAGAUCAUUUAGACACUUUAAGCCUUGCCAUUGAUCCCUCCUCUCAAAGCUUGCAAAAGAUACUGACAAAGUUACCAAACAUCCGCAGGCUAAGAUGUAAGAUGACGGAAUCAAGAGAAGAAGCUACCAGAAUUGGCAACGGGUUUCUCUGGUUUGACUGUUUGAGUCAACUAGAGUCACUUACUCUGCUUUACUUUGACAUAUAUGGAAUUAAAUUCCCUUUGAAUUUGAAGAAGUUGACUUUCGUUUACAAUAAGCAGCCAUGGAGUGAAAUCCCAACAAUUGGAAAGUUGCCCAAACUUGAAGUGCUUAAAUUAGUCGGUUGCUCCUUCUUAGAAUGGGAAAUGAAAGAAGGGGAGUUCCCUAGCCUCCGCGUCUUGAUAUUGAGAGAAUGGUUGGACUUUCGCAGAUGGACUGCAUCUUCUGAUAAUUUUCCCCGGCUUGAGAAAUUGGUUGUCCACUGGUGUACAGAGUUGGAAGAGGUGCCUUCUUGCUUAGGGGAAUGUCCGACUCUUGAAAUGAUUGAGGUGAAACGAUGUAGCGAGUCUCUUGCAAAUUCAGUGAAGCAAAUUCAACAAGAACAGAGAGAUAUGGGAAAUGAGGCUCUAAAGAUCUUAAUUGAAGGUUGUGUUGAUGCGCGGAGUUCCAGCGAAGAAGAAGAAGAAUCAGAGUGCGGUUCCUCAGAAACAGAGCCAAUCUCCUCAGAAGAAGAAUCAGAGUCCAGCGAAGAAGAAGAAGAAUCAGAGUCCAGUUCCUCAGAAACAGAGUCAAUCUCCUUUCCACCAAAAAAAAAACAAAAAAAAGAGUCAAUCUCCUCACAAGGAGUCUAA